Molecule: messenger RNA, 393 nt
Organism: Cantharellus anzutake
Lineage: Eukaryota; Fungi; Basidiomycota; Agaricomycetes; Cantharellales; Hydnaceae
Exons: 3
Coding region: 1-393 (130 amino acids)
Source: RefSeq, a predicted model, not a curated record
AUGCACGUAUUGUUCCAUGCAAUUUCCAGUGGCUACUCAGCUAAAUUACGACUCACAUUGAAACAGGGACCUCCUGAGGAUGCUGACCACACGAAUCAGGACCCCGAGAGCGGAAAUUUGACUAGAGACGACAGCGACUCUGGGGAUAAUGGUCGGGCUGGAGAUUACGUCCUCGUUUCCGCUGACAGCCACCCAAAUUAUGUUGGUGUGGACGUAUCGACUAAUUCUCACGAAAGAUAUCCCCACGUAGCGGCCAACAACGUGUUCGCACCAUACCCGGUCGAACAAAUCUCGUCCCCGAUGGCCAGAGAGCGGUUCGAUGAACAUGGAGUGAACGAGUUUCCGGCGCAUCCUGUGGACCAAGUCCCUAUCGAGGAUAUGCGACGCUUCUAG